Molecule: messenger RNA, 3393 nt
Organism: Acanthochromis polyacanthus (spiny chromis)
Lineage: Eukaryota; Metazoa; Chordata; Actinopteri; Pomacentridae
Gene: kif23
Product: kinesin family member 23
Exons: 23
Coding region: 251-2926 (891 amino acids)
Biological process (GO): microtubule-based movement
Cellular component (GO): kinesin complex; nucleus; microtubule
Molecular function (GO): ATP binding; microtubule motor activity; ATP hydrolysis activity
Source: RefSeq, a predicted model, not a curated record
UGCUGUAUUAAAACACUUUGCUGAGGUAUUUUAUCAGUAUCACAUGUCACAUAUCUGUUGACUUCCACAUAUUUCACAGUUUUGCUUCCGUAAAAGGCUGGGCAGUGAGGGCAGGAUCACGUGGUGGUCGUUGUGAAAUCUAAUUGGCUGCUGCUGGCUCGUUUUGAAAACGUCGUCUAGUUUGAGGCGGAGGGAAGAUUCAAAAUUGUAGCAACAGAAACGCCGAAACCGAGACAGGCAGCACGAAACAAUGAACAGACAAGCGAAGGGUAGAACACCUCGCAGGCCUCCUCCAAAAAAGCCUCCCAACAGCCAGAAAGACCCUGUUGGGGUGUACUGUCGUGUGCGGCCUCUGGGUGCGGGGGACGAGGAGUGCUGCAUUGAGGUGAUCAGCACCACCACCAUCCAGCUGCACGCCCCUGAAGGCUUCAAAACCAACCGCAAUGGAGAAUAUAAAGAGACACAGUACUCCUUUAAAAAAGUCUUUGGAAUCUCAGUAUCUCAAAUGGAGCUCUUUGAGGAUGUGGCCAAACCGCUCGUAGAUGACCUCAUCCAUGGAAAAAAUGGUCUGCUCUUCACGUACGGAGUGACAGGCAGUGGGAAGACAUUCACCAUGACUGGCUCUCCAGGCCAGGGAGGACUUCUACCUCGCUCUCUCAACAUGAUCUUCAACAGUAUUGGUCCCUACCAGGCCAACAGAUAUAUUUUUAAGACGGAUGAUAAAAAUGGCAUGGAGGUUCAGAGUGAAGUUGAUGCUUUGUUGGAGCGCCAAAGGCGGGGAAACAAUGUGACUGUUCCUAAGACACCCUCGUCCAGACAAAAGCCUGAUCCUGAGAUUGCUGACAUGAUCAAGCCAGACGAGGCUUAUAAAGCAGAUGGUGUGGAUGCGGACAGCGGCUACAGCAUCUUCGUCUCCUACAUUGAAAUCUACAACAACUACAUUUAUGAUCUCUUGGAGGAAACUCAGGAAGAUGCAAUCAAGCCAAAGUGGAAUGGUGGAGGCACACCUGUGCGCCAGAAUACUGAGUUCAUACCUCCUCAGUCUAAAAUCCUCAGAGAGGAUCAGAAUCACAACAUGUAUGUGGCUGGUUGUAUGGAGGUCGAAGUCAAGUCUGCUGAAGAGGCUUUUCAAGUGUUCUGGAGAGGUCAAAAGAAGAGGAAGGUUGCAAACACCUGUCUGAACAGAGAGUCCAGUCGCUCACACAGUGUGUUCAUUAUUAAAAUGGCUCAAGCUCCACUAGACGCAGACGGCACCGACCUUCUCCAGGAUAAGAACCAGGUGAGCGUCAGUCAGCUGUGCCUGGUGGAUCUGGCUGGAAGUGAGCGUACUGGCAGGACGGGGGCAGAAGGCACUCGUAUACGGGAAGCAGGUAACAUCAACCAGUCUUUGCUGAAUCUGCGGACGUGCAUUGAGAUACUUCGAGAGAACCAAAUGUGUGGCACAAACAGGAUGGUCCCCUACAGAGACUCCAAAGUAACCCACCUGUUUAAAAACUACUUUGAUGGAGAAGGAAAAGUCAGGAUGGUUGUUUGUGUGAAUCCAAAGGCUGACGAUUACGAGGAAACCUUGCUGGUGAUGCGGUUUGCAGAGAUGACCCAGGAAGUGGAAGUGGCUCGGCCAGUGGACAGGCCCAUCUGUGGCUUCACUCCAGGCCGUCGUCACAGAAACCAGGCAUUCAAAGAGGAGCUGUCUCGCCGGCUGGAGGAGCGUGGCGGUCCAGUAGACAGGGAUGUCUCAUCUGUUAUGAACUACAUGGUGCACAGCCUCCCACCUCUCCCCUCCUCCGAGCUCACUGACCCACAUGAUGACAUCACCCUGCCACGACUGAUUGAAGCUCUGCAGAACAGACACAGAAUCAGACAGAUGAUGAUUGAAGACUACAACAAAGCAGCCAACAUGAUGAAGUCUAUGCUUCAGGAUCUGGAUGCCAACCUCAUUUCCAAAGACAACUUUAUUCAUGAACAAAAUGGCAAACUGGCAGAAAGAGACAAAAUCAUCCAGAGCAACAAGGCAGAGAUGGAACGUUUGGAAAAGAAAAACAAGAUGCAAGAACAUAAGAUCGACAUCCUGCAAAAAACAACAAAAAUCUAUGAGGAUGACAAGCGGUCAAUGCAGCAGGAGCUGGAAACCAGAGAACAGCGGCUGCACAGGGAACUGUCUGAGAAGAGACGCAUGGAGCAGCGCAUGCACGGCAUGGUCUCAGACACUCAGCACAAAUGGGAGAAAGAAUGUGAGAGACGCGUUAAUGCAAUGCAGCUUGAGAUGCAAAACAAGCUCUGGGUGAAAGACGAAAAGCUGAAGCAGCUGAAAGCCAUUGUUACAGAGAGCAAGACUCCAGGACGUCCCCAGCCUCCACCGCGUCAGACGCAGCCUCAGCGGCCUUCCAGAGAGGAACGCCUCCCGGCAAAGAGAUCUGCCUCCCCGUCGCCUCUUCCUACGACGACACCAGUACGGCCGCUGCACCGUCGUUCCCGUUCUGCCGGUGGUGAGAAGUGGGUGGACCACAAGCCGACCUCCAGCCUGGACUUGGGCACAGUGUUGCAGCCCGUCAUUCCUAAUGCCAUCCAGGUGUCUACACCCAGUGAGAAGAACCUGUCUAAGUGUGACAAAUAUGUGUUAACGCACCAGGAGGUUGCCUCUGAUGGCGAGAUAAAGACCCAACUUAUUAAGGGUGAUGUGCUUAAAACCAGAGGAGGAGGACAAGCCGUCCAGUUCACAGACAUCGAGACACUGAAACAGGAGCUCACCACAGUCCCAAGCCGGAAGAGGAAAUCUUCAGAAGGCACCCCGACAGGUGGGGAUGGAACAGAUGGAGCCUGGACUGAUGUGGAGACAAGGUGCUCCGUGGCCAUGGAGAUGAGGGCUGGAUCGAACAUGGGACCCGGAUAUGAGCACCACGGGAUCACCAAGCGCAGAAAACCUUGAAAGCGUUGAGCGGCUGCAGCAGUGAUCACUACACUCCUCUCUCCUGACCUGACUGUUGUGCAAUAGUCUGAAGUUUGUUUUUGUAGUAGCUCUAGGGAUUAUAUUUAAACAUUUUCUAUGCUUUUUAUAUAUGCAACAGUGUAUAUACCUGGGUCGCCAAAGCUAUUUUGUAAAGUAUUUUAUACGCUUUUUUCCCUGUUGAGUCAAAUACAAAUGUUGUUGGACUGAGUCAAAUGAGUGGCAGAUGUUUAGUUACUGUGGAUCUACAGCUGAAAAGAAAAAGAGUGUUUGCACAGUUGUUACUCGGCACAUGAGAAGUUAUUGUGAAGCUGCCAUAAUAUUGAUUUAUGUCUGCUAUAAACUGUUUGACUGUAUUACACUGAGCUACAGGUAAAGUUUAAAUCAUCAGCUUAUUUUGGAAGUUUUUUCUUUCACUGUACACUCAGGAAUAAAAUUCCUUUAAAGUA